Vairimorpha ceranae is the source of this 327-nucleotide messenger RNA. Its product is annotated as gag-pol fusion protein. Lineage: Eukaryota; Fungi; Microsporidia; Nosematidae. The transcript has a single exon. Gene Ontology annotation, molecular function: nucleic acid binding. The record is from RefSeq and is a predicted model, not a curated record. The coding region runs from base 1 to 327 and encodes 108 amino acids.
AUGAAAUAUAAUAUAAAUGGAAAAUACCGGUGGGGCAAAAUGAACAGUGACAUAGACAGUUACGUAGAUAAGUGCUAUAUAUGCCAAAUGGAAAGCCCAAUGUCAAAAUAUAAAGACAUUACUCCGCUUACAGUUAACCAGAUAGGUGACGUUUGGGAAAUAGACAUGGUGGGACCAUUUCGAGAGAGCGAAGACGGCUUUAGAUUUUUAAUUACAAUGAUAGAUCACUUUUCUAAGACAGCGGAAGUAGUGCCGGUAUACACGAAAGAUAUGAACACGGUAAUUCAAUUAAUAGAAAUCCGAAUUGUAAAAAAUACGAAGUCCUGA